Molecule: messenger RNA, 935 nt
Organism: Macadamia integrifolia
Lineage: Eukaryota; Viridiplantae; Streptophyta; Magnoliopsida; Proteales; Proteaceae
Product: receptor-like protein 7
Exons: 2
Molecular function (GO): protein binding
Source: RefSeq, a predicted model, not a curated record
AUGGAGAGCGCUGCGACGACGGACGGUGACCCGUACACUUCUCGCUUCCACCGAUCGCCCUCUCACCAAGCUCGAUCAUCCCGGCGUUCUCCUCAUCUCUUCCGAUGGGUUCCUGCUUCCCAAUCUUCAACUCCAGCAGAAACAGAUUGUUGCUCAUGGGAUGGCGUCACUUGCAACGUCACCACUGGUUACGUGAUUGGUCUCGACUUGAGCUCUGAUCCCUACUCGUUCAGUUACAAGCUUUCAGGACCUAUCUAUUCCAACAGCAGCCUCUUUGGCCUCCAUCAUCUCCAAAGGCUCAACCUUGCUUACAAUGACUUCAAGUUGGCUCCUAUCCCAUCUGAGUUUGAUCGUCUUCCAAGCUUGACACAUCUCAACCUCUCCUAUUCCAAUUUCUCUGGUCAGAUACCCUGGGAAUUCUCACGCCUAACAAGGUUAGUUUCUCUUGAUCUCUCCUACUUCUCUGAUUAUGCAAAACUGGAAAGACCAAACCUUAAGGAGUUGAUCCAGAAUCUGACAUCUCUUGUGGAACUAUACCUUGAUGGUGUAGACCUCUCUAGUCCUAGUCCUAGUCCUAGUCCUACACAGGGAAGCAGCGAUCAUUGGUCUCAGGUCUUGCCGCAGUCACUUCCCAACCUCCGUGCAUUGAGUUUGAUUUACUGUGGUCUUUCAGGUCCCAUUCACUCUUCUUUCUCGCAGCUUGUCUUCCUCGAGGAGCUCCGACUUGAUGAUAACUAUAAUCUUUCUUUUGAAGCACCCAAGUUCUUGCCCCUCAAUUUCUCUCAUUUGAAGACUCUUAGUCUAAGUUAUUGUGCAUUGUAUGGAGAGUUCCCCAAUAGUGUUUUUCAACUACCCAAUCUUCGGAUCCUUGAUGUGUCAAUGAAUCUUCUCCUAAAUGGUCAAUUGCCAGAUUUUCCACUUAACAAUGCCUUUCA